AUGGGUUCCCAGUCCUCCAAACUCUUGUCAUGUUGUUGGGUUUCACGACAUAGCGCAUCUAUUGUUGAGGCACCUAAUGUUGAGAAUGAAAAGGAGGAGGUCAGCGACUUGCCUACAUACCGUGAAUUCACACUAGAGCAGCUAAAGAAUGCCACUUUUGGUUUUGCGGUAGAGGAUAUUGUGUCGGAGAAUGGUGAGAAGGCUCCAAAUGUUGUUUAUAAAGGGAAGCUAGAGAAUCAGCAGAGGAUCGCUGUCAAGCACUUUAAAAAAACAGCUUGUCCAAAUGUGAAGCAAUUCUUGGUAAAGUCAUUCUGA
Camellia sinensis is the source of this 315-nucleotide messenger RNA. NCBI's taxonomy places the organism in Eukaryota, Viridiplantae, Streptophyta, Magnoliopsida, Ericales, Theaceae. The record is from RefSeq and is a predicted model, not a curated record.